Molecule: messenger RNA, 3250 nt
Organism: Exophiala mesophila
Lineage: Eukaryota; Fungi; Ascomycota; Eurotiomycetes; Chaetothyriales; Herpotrichiellaceae
Exons: 1
Coding region: 119-3244 (1041 amino acids)
Biological process (GO): mismatch repair; nucleotide-excision repair
Cellular component (GO): nucleotide-excision repair factor 2 complex; cytoplasm; nucleus
Molecular function (GO): damaged DNA binding; single-stranded DNA binding
Source: RefSeq, a predicted model, not a curated record
GUUGCGACUCUUGCUUGUUGGUACAAUUCAUCGAUGAUCACACCGGCCUCUCAUCAACAUAGCAUGAUGGGCAUUGCCCGCGCUAUGAAUGACCGAAUCCAACUUAAUCACCUGAUCAAUGCCUCCUCGGAAGAGAGCCUCAAAUUCCCGCACCCCUACACGUCCAACUCGUCGCUCUGCGCGUCAACGAGCAACAGUCGACAAUGAUGUCGCAAGCAUCUACGGAGAUAUGCUCGCCGAAGCGGUGGCAGAGGAACGGGCUCACCCUCCCACCCCAAGGUCUUCGAAGCGACGCAAGUUGAGUGAGGAGCCAGCUGGGGAUAUUCAACUGGAUGUCGAACUGUUUGGUUCAUCACAAUUCGAGCCAUUAAUAGACUUGGAUAAUGGUGCGCCAAUCACUGGCGAACCAGCAGAAGCACCAAGACCGCAACAAGUCGUCUACGAUGAUUUUGAAGAAUCAGACGAAUCAGACGUUGAGUUCGAGGAAGUCGACCUGGAGCCCUCCCUACACAACCAAGACGACUCUCAAACCACAGACCAAACACCGCUCCAACUAGACCUGUCAACCAAACCUGCAGACUCCUCCAGACAUGGCGUCCAACGGCGAAAACCGGUGGGUCCAGCAGAGCGUAAGCGAAGGCUAGAAGUCCACAAGGCUCAUCUCAUAUGCCUUCUGGCACAUCUCAGCGCUCGCAACCGGUGGUGUGAGAGUGAUGCUGUACAGAGUAUCUUGAAACCACUGAUUCCUCGGAAACUCGUCUCGCUGUUUCACGUUGACGAAUCGAAGCCGCAGUUUCAAAGAUCCCACUCCUUUAACAAAGGCCUAGAAGAGAUUUGCUUGCUCUGGAGGACAUCAUGGACCAUCUCUGCCCGAGGUAUGUGCAGGGCCCAUUGGAAAGAAGAUGUAGAUGCACUCAAAGAAAGUGAAAAUGCCGAAGACUUGAUCGAUUUUGACGAUUUCAAAUCUGCCGCCCAUUCCAAGACGGGAUCCCGGGAUUUGGGGGCUCAGCUUCUCUGUGCUUUACUUCGAUCUAUCGCAGUGGACGCCCGACUCGUCUGCUCACUGCAAGUAUUACCCUUUUCCGGCGUUGCUAAAGGUCAGACACCCGAGAAGCCAAAACCGAAGUAUCACUUUGCGCCAACUCAAAACUACGACUCCGCCUUCAGUCGACCACAAAGGCCAGCGCCUUCUAAGAAAAGAAUCAUUGAAUCUCCCUUUCCAAUUUUUUGGGUGGAAGUAUUUUCGCCUUCGACUUCGAACUGGAUCCCAAUCGAUCCGCUCGUUCGAAAUACCAUCAACAAACCUAAGACUGGGUUUGAACCACCGGCGUCCGAUGGCCUCAAUUCCAUGACUUAUGUCAUUGCUUUUGAAGACGACGGCUCUGCCAAAGACGUGACAAGACGUUAUACCCAAUGGUUUAAUGCAAAAACACGCAAACAACGAGUUGAAUCCACGAAAAAUGGACAAACAUGGUGGAACCAGACCAUGACGGUCUUUGAAAAAACAUUCAGCGAAGCACGCGAUGAUAUAGAAGAUGCAGAAUUGACAAAACGAGCCGAGAAUGAAGCCAUGCCUCGAAACGUCCAGGAUUUUAAGGACCAUCCUGUUUUCGUUUUGGAGCGGCACCUCCGCAUGAAUGAAGUGAUUCAUCCCAAACACGAAGUCGGGAAAGUAACUGCUGGUGUGUCCAAGAAUGCCAAAUUGGAGAGCGUUUUCCGACGUCGGGACGUUCAUCUCUGUCGUAGUGCAGAUGCAUGGUAUCGUCGUGGAAAGGACGUCAAGGAAGGAGAACAACCACUCAAGCGAGUUCUGAGCAAACGAAAAAGAGAUGCAAACGCAACACAACAGCAGCAGCAGAAUAGCUUCGACGACGAUGAAGGUGAUCCUGACUCAGAAGGCACGGCACUUUACGCCGAAUAUCAGACUAGCACCUACGUGCCACCUCCUGUUGUGGACGGCACCAUCCCUCGCAAUGCAUAUGGCAACCUGGAUGUCUAUGUCCCCAGCAUGAUUCCCGCAGGCGGAGUCCACAUCCGACAUCCACUUGCCAUGGAGGCCGCCAAAGUGCUAGGCAUUAACUUUGCAGAAGCCGUCACCGGGUUCGAAUUCAAAGGUCGACAAGGUACAGCGGUGAUUGACGGUGUUGUCGUCAGCGCCGAUAUGUGUGACGCUAUGAUCAACGUGAUUGAGGGGCUGGAGUCGCAAGCAACCGAAGAAUCCGAGCAGGCACGAACUCAAAUCGUCCUGGCAACAUGGAAGAGAUGGUUGACUGCAUUGCGAGUCAGAGAUAAAGUACAGCGUGAAUAUGGAGAUCGAGAAGGAACACCAGAUAUCAAUAAGGGCAUUCAGAAGGAAGAUCAACAGAACGAGGACAAUAACACUUAUUCUAAUGGCGACGCUAGCACCAGCGACAGCGACUAUGAUGAUGGAGGUGGUUUUGUGACCGAGGACGCUGAGCCCGCCGAACGGCACGAAGAACCUCGCGUCGGACUCACCACUGCUCCAAAUCUGAAAGCCUUGCCUGACAUCCUCCCCCCAGAAAUUGUGCAUCGUGAGAUUAUUGUGGUACGGUCGCCUCACAAAGUUUCUCCUCCAACGCCACUUGCGAUCUCUACAACCUCGAAACUAAAAACUAAGACCACCAUGCUAGAUUCAUCAUCCAUGGGUGAUGAUUACAAUGGUGAUGGUGGAGGUGGCUUUUUACUCGAAGACGGGGAUGAGGAAGCAGAGCCUGGCCGUCCACAAUCACAGUUGAUGAACCAGCCGCCGAAGGAACCAAUGUCCAAAACUACAAAAGCGACAACUGAAAUGGAUACAGAGGAAGAAGGGGGAGGAUUCGUUGUCGAAGACGAUGGAAAAGCUGAAGCUGAAGCUGAAGCAGGAGUAGAAUUCCUACUAGAUUCCCAUCCCAUCAAUCUUGAAGCUAACGACGAAGAAGCUGGCGGAUUCAUUGUAGAGGACAACGAGACUGAGGCCACAGAGAGCGUUACAGCUACAAAGACAGAGCAACCGGAGCAACAGUCGCCAGUCCAGUCGCCAGUUGUCAAAGACAAGAACAAGGACAAGGACAAGCUCAAGAUCGAGGAAGAACCUGGACCACCACGACCAGCAACAAAACUCUCCUCACCACCUCAAAGUCAAAGUGCCUCUCCAGGAUCCCCAAACUCACUCCUCUCACACGAUCCUGACGAAGACGAUGCUGAACCUGAGUGGUUGUUGAAUAGUUUGGGAGAAUUAGAGUGAAUUAAG